UUUACACAUCUCGUAGAUGUGGUACUCACGACCGAGUUCAAUAUCACUACCGCCAGGACACGCAGUCAACCGACCUGCCAACCAAGGAAGGUCCUACCCCUUACAUUCGGCGGCCCGAGCCGGGCAUGGCUAAAACCAAAAGCAUCAGACAGUCAAGGUUCGGGGGCCCCUCUCCGUUCUCACGCGUAAGCGGCUUCUCGUUCCUCCUCACCAUCUUGUAUCUCUCUUCCUCGUACCCUGGUAUUUAAUCCAUGAAUUGGUGCCCAUCCCACUCUACAAACGGAGCAUCCACUAAAGUCAGACACUUUUCCAUUUCCUUCGAACUCCAUUCCUAUGCAUGAGAACCAUGGCUCCUAAAUUUUACCAACAUGACGGCAAACCCAUUGAUCUUGACGAGAUCCAUGAUUACCUGAUCAGCCUGGCAUUCCGUGCUGGGGAUAUCAUCAACAGCGCUCUACCUACCGAUGAUAGUACUGGAUCAAAGAUGAAUUCUGCUGAUAUCGUCACUCGAUAUGAUAAAGCCGUUGAAACUAUGAUAUCCUCUGCCUUAAUGGAAAAAUAUCCAUCAUACCAGUUUCAUGGAGAGGAGACCUAUGACCCAGCCCAUCCCCUAACCGAUGCACCCACGUUUGUAGUUGAUCCUAUCGAUGGUACGGUCAAUUUCGUGCAUGGAUUUCCCUGCUCCUGUAUUUCUCUUGGAUUCGCUGUUCGCCGUGUACCCAUUGUAGGUGUCGUCUUCAACCCUUUAACACGCACUCUUUAUUCUGCAAUACAAGGCCGUGGGUCAUACUUGAACCGCACCACCAAGCUUCCCUUAAAGGGCGAUGAUAUAGGGCCAUUGAAAGGCCUGGAGAAUUCACUCGUCGGUAUUGAGUGGGGCUCGGAGAGGACAGGUGCCAAUUGGGAAACAAAGGUGCGAACUUUCGAGAAACUCGGCCGAGCAAAGGAAGAUGGCGGUGCAAUGGUCCGUUCGAUGCGCAGCAUGGGUUCUGCGGCGCUGAACCUCUGUGCUGUCGCAGCUGGGACUUUAGACAUAUACUGGGAAGGGGGUUGCUGGGCCUGGGAUGUUUGUGCAGGCUGGGUAAUACUGACCGAAGCAGGUGGUGUCAUGAUAGAUGGAAACCCAGGAACGUGGGAAGCAACUCUCGAUGGAAGAAGAUACCUUGCUGUUAGAGCAUGCUCCGAUGAGAACAGCAGGCUGGAGCUCAUUAAGGAGUUUUGGGGGCAGAUUCAGGGAAGUUUUGAAUAUUGAUACCUGCACUUAGCGGAUCAAAUGAUUCGGUCUACCGUGAGUCAGCUAUGUCUCAGAUCAGUAUCAUCGUUUACGGUGUGCAAAUAUACUGUGCUGUGAAUGAGUAAAAUUACAAUACUAUAUACUAUAUGACGUACAUAUGCAUCUCUACAUGCGCAAGUAUUUGUGUCUUCAGCUGAAUAUAUAUAUAUGGACGCAGCCAGCACUUUCCUCCUCAGCCCCAGCUCUGAUAGGAGACCUAUCAUACGAAUCGAAAAGCAAUCAACACAUAUUGGCGUACAUGUUGAGCAAUCCUUGGCAAGCCUCAAGAUCCCAACAGAAGCAUGAACCCAUGGAACGCGAGAAAUUCAAAAGAAACCAGUAUCGGCUCAUAGAUUCCUUUAUUUUGACCC
This is a messenger RNA of Aspergillus piperis CBS 112811, 1644 nucleotides long. Its product is annotated as inositol monophosphatase family protein. The record is from RefSeq and is a predicted model, not a curated record. Gene Ontology annotation, molecular function: inositol monophosphate 1-phosphatase activity. The transcript has 3 exons. NCBI's taxonomy places the organism in Eukaryota, Fungi, Ascomycota, Eurotiomycetes, Eurotiales, Aspergillaceae. Gene Ontology annotation, biological process: inositol metabolic process; phosphatidylinositol phosphate biosynthetic process; signal transduction. The coding region runs from base 338 to 1252 and encodes 304 amino acids.